GUCCCACUCUGCACAGCUACAGGUUCCUCUCAGAGCUCAGCACAGGUGUGACAGCGUCUGUAUGUAGACAUUGUUUCUGCCUGUUAAUUAUCUGCCUGCUACAGGCUCUAGCUGCAGCCUUUUAUCACAGAUAUUUGACUGCUGCUGAGCUCUCAUCUUUGGCAGUUAGACUGUAUUAGCACCUUGGGAUCAUCUCUAUUAGAGCAGAUCGGUUACAAACAAAGGUCAUUUUAAGUGUGCACCUAUAAUUGGCCAGAACAAUGAAUUUUGAUGAAGUUCUCAGUAAAAUUGGAGGCUUUGGGAAGUUCCAGAAGCUCUUGUAUGUGUGGAUCUGUGUACCUCAGAUCUUUUUGGCGUUCCACAUGCUGGUCUCUGUAUUUACUGGGGCUGUUCCUCCUCAUCUGUGCCGCUCUACUUUGCCCUCAGCGGGAACCCCUUCCACUUUAAACUUCAGUCUUCUGAGCAGCCCUGAUGGCCUUCCUGAACUGUCCUGUACCAAGGCCCUGAACCACAGCGACGCUGCAGCUCCUGGAGACGGACACCUGACUAUGAGCUGCCAGGAAGGCUGGGAGUACAGCACGGAGACAUUCCAAAGCACCAUAGUAACUGAGUGGAACUUGGUCUGUUCCAAUGCCAGCCUCAACAAUCUAGGCUCAUCCAUCUACAUGUCUGGACUCCUUGUUGGAGCUCUUUUGUUCGGUUACUUGGCUGAUAAAUAUGGCCGGCGGAUCAUCAUCCUCAUUAGCCUGGCUAUCCAAGCAACCUUUGGUGUAGCUGCUGCUUUCGCUCCCAAUUUCUACAUCUACACCGCUCUUCGCUUCAUGGUCGGAACCUCUAUCUCCGGCGUUAUAAUGAACGCCUUUGUUUUAGGUACUGAAUGGACGGGCCUGAGACAACGCAUGCUGGCCGGUAUAAUUACAGACUACUUCUUCGGCUUUGGAUACAUCAUAUUGGCUGGAGUGGCGUACCUCAUAAGAGACUGGCGUAAGCUGCAGCUGGCUAUAUCUGCACCUGGCUUCCUCUUCUUCAUUUACAUUUGGGUUUUGCCGAAAUCAGCUCGGUGGUUAAUGGCCAACGACAGGAACGAGGAAGCAUGGGAAGUGAUCCUGAAGGCAGCUGAGAUGAAUGGGAAGCCUAUCAGUAAGGAUCUGGAGAUGUGUCAGGUUUAUCAGACUGAAGACAAAACUGCACUGAAGAAAAAGCACUCACUCUUUGACCUUGUUCGAACACCAACGAUGAGAAAGCAGUCCCUGAUUGUCUUUUAUCUUUGGUUUGUCAAUGUCCUGGUGUACUAUGGAUUGUCCCUCAACAUUUCCGACUUCGGAAUGAACAUCUACUUAACCCAGAUGAUCUUUGGCUUGGUGGAGAUGCCUGCACGCACCAUCACGUUGUUCACCCUCAACCGCUCACGCAAGUUCUCUCAGCUGGCUUUUCUAACAGUGGGAGGGUCUGCCUGCCUGCUAACCACCUGCAUCCCCAGCGAUUUGUCCAUUGUUAGAACAGUCCUAGCCAUGAUCGGGAAGUUUGGAAUUACAGCCUCUCUGUCAAUCAUUUAUGUCUACUCAGCUGAAGUAUUUCCAACUGUGAUCAGGCAAAAUGGUAUUGGCAUAGGAUCCAUGUGUGCGCGGAUCGGAGGCGUUCUGGCUCCUAUGAUGUACCUUUUAAGAAACAUCAAUCCUCAUGCUCCUAUGGUUCUCUCUGGCCUGUGUCCACUGCUGGGCGCUGGACUGACCCUGAUGCUGCCUGAGACUGCCAACAAGCCUCUGCCUGACACAAUCAAGGAUGUUGAGGGAGAAAUCCUCAGUGAUGAGGAGGACAGUGUGAAGACGGCCAUCUUGGAUCUGAGAAAUGUUACCAUGGACAGCCACAGGACGGAUUAGCACCGCAGCACCAGCUGACAUGUCAUGCGGGAUUCAGUAUUUUUCCAUUUCGGUUUUCUUGAGACAAGUCUUUGCUUCCAGUGGAAGUCUCAGUUAGACUUUGUAUUUAUGGGUCUUUACAAGAUACCCAAACACUAAAACACUCUAAACUGUGGUUUUUGUGGAAGUAUUUUUUAUUCCUUCUUAAUCAUUUUUGUAUGAUUAUUUUUUUUUGCAGCCCUUACUCUUGUUCCAGUGUAUUAUCUUUAGUGGAUAUGUUAGAAAGUGGCAGGCCGGUAAAGAUGUUUAAAAUCCUUCAAAUAAAUUAUUCUUGUGCAGCAGCAUAUUCUCACACUGGAAAAUGUAGGAAAUUCUAACCUUCAAUUUGAGCAUGUUUAUUCAGUCAGGAAGAAAAUUCUGCAUAAAGGAAUAUUUGUUUUUUUACAAUUUCUUCAGUAGCACAAUUGUUGCCACCCCUGCUGGUAAUAUUUUGUAAUAUGUAAUUUAACCAACGGAACUACACUUCAGUUUUCAGAGACAACCCAUUUUCAGUUUAAUGGUAGAAGUCACCAGAGUUUUAUUUAAAACCAUCUGGUUCAUAAUUCCAUGUAAUCUAAGAAAUUUCCCAUUGCCUUUAAACCUAAAACAGGCCCACAGCAUCACAGAGCCUUCACCAUACCUAACAGCUGACCUGAUGACCUUUUUCACAUGUUUAUCUUGUGUUUCACAGCAAACCCGGCUGGAGUGUUGUUAUUAAAAACUUCAAUCUUAGUCUCAAUUUCCCAGUAACCUCAACAUAUUUACCUUUGGGAUGGUAGGACUGGAAAGAUUUUGUUUCUGGGAUCAUUCCCAAACUAGUUCAAUGGUUGUCAUGGAGACUUUCUGUCUGCAAGAUACCACUCUUUGCUGCAGUAUUGUAACAGUGAGAAUUUGGGAUUUUUAUACCUUCUUACCUUCCUGCUUACUGGGUGUGGUAGCAAAGUAAAUCUGGCUCCUUGUCCAGCCUAGUGGCUAAAAGAAACUGCCCUUUGUGUCACAUCAUAUUUAUCCCCCAGGGAAACUGAAAGUCACUCAGAAUUUUUUAGAAACUCUGAUCAACAUAAAAGGUAAUGAAGUCUAAAUUACGACAUUGCUUCAGUUACUUUUAUUUUAAAGGGGUUGUUAGGAGAACCAAUAAAUUGGCACUUCUGAUUUUGUUAAAAACAAUUAUUCCUCAACAUGGGAUUUUUACCCCACUGAGUUAAUGCACUUCAAAUAAAGGCUGUAUUCUUAAAGAUUUUGUUUAUGUGUAAGAUUAUUCAGCUGCUAUAAAAUGUAAUUUAAUAUUUUAACACAGCUUUACAGGAGUGCCAUUUUAUUUGGUAAUCUACUGUACGUUCUAAAAGUCUUCUUUAUCCAUGUAUGUACAACAAAUAGCCUCAAACAGGUAGAAAACUGUCUCAUGACAAGUUGCCCAUGUCUGAAACUACAUGGCAGUGGCUAUAAAAGGGAAAAGCUGGAGAGAAUAGACUAACCCUCCUGCUCGCAUUAUCUUGUGUUUUUAAGCCAUUCAGGUCCACAGACCAAACUAAAGAGACAACUGAGAUAGUUUCACCUCUUAAACACCUCGCACCUCGCAAACAGUAUCGUUCAGAUUAUAGUGUGUGUCAGAUGAGUUUUGCCUUCCCGAGGACUUGCUUUAUUAUCUCCAUGAUGCAGAAUCCGAACCCGUAAUAAGGCAAACAGGCUCUGUGGAGAUAAGAAACGCUGCAGCUUUGGAUACAGCUGUACUUUCGGUGAAUUACACAUUUUGAUAAUAUUUAUUUGUGCAAUCUGAAUGGUUUUUUAUUUGCAUCAUUUUGUCUCAAGGUUAUGUUGUUAAAAUAAAGAGAUCCAGAAGAAUUCUACACAGUAUUCUUCUCCCAAUUCUCUGUCAGUAGCUUGUUAUCAGCGCCUUCCUCACUAAUCAUGGGGGUUACUCUGUGAACAAAGCCGACACUGUGAAGAAACUACUUUCCCAGACUGUUGUGAAGGACUUUUUCUGUCUGGCUGGAGUUCUAACCUUCAAAACACUGAGCGCCUGUGGAAGUUAUCAGCCAGGGUUCAUUUUCUUUGUUUUGUCUCUUUAUAUUGUUUUGCAGAGGGGUUUGCUGCUGCAUUUGCAGACCUAAAUGCCAUUUUAGCUUUAGGCAUCCCUGCUACCUAACGCUGGCCUGAUGAAAGGCAGGCAGUAGAGCAAAUUGUGCCUUUGAGGAAACACUUACUAGUGCAUAGAGGGCGUCAGCUCCUCUCUGGGAGUUUAAAAACAAAUACCUGAUAUGUGAAAAAUGUGUUUCACGUCUCAUCCAUGCAUCUAUGAACUUUCACAUGUUACUUUGCUGAUUAUGUUGUUUAUAUUGUAUGUUUUUACUGUCUCUUUGCAAUAAAGAUUUUCUAAGAGUA
Molecule: messenger RNA, 4280 nt
Organism: Girardinichthys multiradiatus
Lineage: Eukaryota; Metazoa; Chordata; Actinopteri; Cyprinodontiformes; Goodeidae
Exons: 10
Coding region: 261-1880 (539 amino acids)
Biological process (GO): transmembrane transport
Cellular component (GO): membrane
Molecular function (GO): transmembrane transporter activity
Source: RefSeq, a predicted model, not a curated record